UGGAGACCUAUCGGCGACCGACAUUACCGCUGCGAGUACGUUCUGCACUUGGAGAAACUCACGCGGCCGCCAACGGGAAGGCCCGCAGACGGGGAGGCAUGUGAAGCGAUGUCCGAGCAGGCACGCAGCCGCCGCCAGGUGUCCCGCCUACGCGGCAAGGCGACCACCGUGCGCCUGGAGCUGGACACAAAAACGGGAAUCCUGGAGCUGGGGGUGGCCGGGGCAUACCAGCGGAUCGCGUUUUGCAUUUUCCGUCUCUUUCUCGACCCAAUCUCGAGCCGGCUGAGUCGCGAGGCGCUCGAGCUGUACCACGAAACACACCGCGGAAGCAGCCUCUCGGCGCAGGAUUCUGACGCCCUGCCGUCGUGGGCGUUGUCGCAUCCGGUCGCGAUGUACUGACUGAAAAUAUGUUUGCGUCAGGCAGAUUUCGCGCAUAGUCAUCCCAAUUUUGCAUGACCCAUGAAGAUGUUCUUAAUGGGUGCCGCAAAAUUUUUACAGACUUCGUGAGGGCUUCCUGAUGGCUCCUUAUAUAUGCCGCAUGAGAAAUGGCCUCUCGUCGUGGCAAAAACUGGACUCCCGUGCCUGCCCACGCAAUGCAUAGCUCUGUAGAAUCCAAAGGCAGCGCCAGGGCCGCAAGUUGUAAUGUCCCAGACCCAGACAUGUUUUCCCUGGAUGCUAUGCGAAGUCCCUUCAACGAUCCGUACUGCAUUCUGGUGCCCGAUCACUGCGAAACGCUUGCAGAGGCGAUUGCACAGGCGCCGGCGGACGACCGGUACUUCCGAAUCGUGCUGCUUGAAGACCAAACUGUCAAGACGGGGAAAGCAAUUUUGAAGCCGCUGGAGAUCCGGGGCUCCCUGCUGAUCGAAGGCCGGCCCUUGGGAAAAGAGGCGCGGCGCUAUCGUAGGCGAAUGCAGGCGCGCAAUCCGAAGCAGUGCUUCCAGCGUGAGGACCAACUGCACGGCGCGGCGGUUUUGGAGGUAGGCCCUGGCUGUCUAUGCCUUGCAACAAGGUCUGGGUCUGGAGGGUUGCUUUGCACGUAAGGGCUUCCAAUAGGUCAAUGAGUCAUAAGUUUGAAUGUGUUUCAUAAUUAGCGCGCGCUAGAAGUGGCUUCGUCGCAUAGCCAACGCGUUGCGCCUUUCUGCAUGCGGAUCUUGAAGACAUGAGGCCUGUUGACGCCACCCGAGCGGUAUGCAGAUACAGGUGCAAGCUUUGCAACCACUUAGACACAAACUUGUUUUCCGUGGAUAGCCACUCCGCGUCUACAAUCGGCAAUGCCAAUUCCGCAGAAUCCUGUUCCGACCGCCUAGCGAAGCAGUAACAAAAUGGAGCGGCAGCACGAUGGCAGGCCAGACUGCAACCGCAAUGAUGGUUGUUGAGGGUGUGCAGGCACGAUCUGGACGGGUAGGCGUAUUGUACAAAGCCGGUGGGCCCAAGACAGGUGCUGCUGAUGCUAUCGCCCCCACAGCGGAAGAGCUUCUCGCCCUGAAGCUGGUCCCGAAUGCGUCCCUGUGCGUCCGUAAAUUACCUAGCGACGAGGCGAAUCCGCUUUGGGCUGAACGUGCGGGCAUUGUUUGUGGGAGCAGGAUUGUAGAGAAGCGAUGGCUACCUCCUAUGUCCCGCCGGGACGCACACGAUGCGCGAAAAGUCAAGGCCGUAGCGAUUGCGCCAGCUGGUACAUCGUGGGGCGCGGAGAACGGCGAGAACGCAAUCACAACUAUUGAAGCGGCGCAGGCUGGCCUCAAGGCUUUACUGAGCGACAAUCUUGGGAGCAAAAACACGACUCACGCGCUAUUUGCACCAAGAGCCAAAGCAUGCUGCACGGAGGUGGGUUUCGAACAGCCGGGGCCUUAUUUCACAGACUGCCGCUUCAACCUUUGUCGCCCCUCGGUCGCAGGCGUUGCCUGUGGGCCCUCGAUAGCGCCAGCGGUCUUUCUUCGCUGCAAAUUUUAUAGCGAUCGCGGCCUCGUGCCUCCGAGUACUGGCAGUACCAUUGGAAUUCAGUCAGUCAGUGGCUCCGUGUGCGUUUUGGGUUGCAAUUUUCACAACUUAUCUGCGGCGAUUGAAGUCGACCAAAUUCUAAGCGGUAGCUGGAUACACAUCGACUCAGAGACUUAUCAAUCCGGCGCAGUCGUGGACGAGGCGAACUGCACGGCGUUCGAGAAUGUCAGGCGUGCCGUCCACAUUUUACAAGGGAGCCGUAAAGGGGGAUUUUUGACCAGCGCGGCUGCUCCUCACCGACUGGAUAUCAGGUGUCUCAAUUCCUACUUUCGCGGUUGCGAGUACGGCCUGGCAGGGACGGUGUUCGAAAAAGGAGACCGCGUUCUCUUCAAGGAUAAUGUGUCAGAGUCGGGCAGAGUCGAAGUAUGUGGCGCGAUUGCAGAGUGUCCUCUGAUCCAGUUCGAAAAUACGAGAAGGAUUGGCUGACGAUUCCGCCUGGUACAAAAAGACGCCGUAAGAUGAAAGUGCGUGAAAGAGUAAGCGCAUGCACAUUCUCAUCGUCAUCGCGGUAGAGCAAUUCUCAUUCCAUUUGAAAAAUAGCACUGAUUUAUUUUGUCAAGUGCCUCUUACUUGGGCGAUCCUCGCUCAUCUACAACAUCGCAAUGAAUUCCGUAUGUGUCCGAAUGUACCUGUGUCCUCUGAAGCAAGUGAAUAAA
Messenger RNA from Amoebophrya sp. A120, 2654 nucleotides. The record is from the annotation of a GenBank genome assembly. Lineage: Eukaryota; Dinophyceae; Syndiniales; Amoebophryaceae.